CUCGAGAUAUCGAGGGGAACCGCGCACGCGUUUUGGCUGUACGAACAGUGGUCUUUGCCUCCACAUUGAUACUCUUUAUAAAUUAAAAAUAAUAAACGUCAAACCACCCCGCGAAUUGUUGAUUUCGAAAAUGGAAUGUGAUGAAUUCGGCGCGAAUAAAACAUGGCGGGCAUCCUGCGGCUGAUUUUUCAUAGAUCUGUGAGACGUAUUGACUUUUCGUGUUUUGUUUAGUGAUAAUUUUGUGAUAGCGAGUGAUGGCAAGUGGAUAUGGGUGUGAUAAUGGCCAUUUACGACAUUGGAUUGCAAUUUGUUUCGGAUUUUGUGAAAGGAAACCGAGCGGCCCCGCUACCAACAAAAACAUCUAAAAAGGAAAACUCUCACAUAAAAUCCAAUGGAAGAGAAUAAAUCGGAGAAAAAAUACACAAAACCAACUCACAUUCCCAACCAUCAUGCCUCAUUACACAAAAUAAAGUGGAAUGAAGUGAUGCGUUUACAUAAAAAGUGAAAAGUUAAAUCAUAUUAAAUAAUAAAUAGUCUUAAUUGUAAAAGUGAAUUGUCAAAUAGAAAGUGAAAGUGAAAUGUAAGUGAACAUUUUGGUGAUGGAUGGAUAAAGGAUGUCGUGAUGGGGUGUGGCCAGAGCAAAAUAAAUCUUUACCCGAGGAAGAACAAAAAUGGCGGCAAAGGGAAUGGUGCCAAAAAGUCAGGCGCGGCAGAUAAGGAAACGGAUGAAGAAGAGGGCAGCGCUGGGGCAGGGCCUGCGGACGAGACAGAGGAGGACUCCGAACGAGGCCGGCACAUCCUGCCGCUCGCCGCACACCCUCCCACCAUUGAGGUGUCGGCGAGCAUGCAAGACUUCUUUAAAAUGUUGGAUGAGAAGAUUGAGCAGGGCAAAGACUACGAUUCUUCAAGCGAGACUGAAAUACAAUUAGAAAGGGAGCGACGGAAGAUAUUAAUUGAUGAAUGGCGAUCUGCUUCGCAAUCAACUCAUUCGUCACAGUCUCAACCAAGUCCUCCUACGCCAGCAAGGAGACGAAUGCCGAGGCCCCAACUUUCGGAGUGUCAAGGCAGUCCAGGCGCAGUCCGAAGGUGCUAUAGGCAACAACACGUACCAGAAGGCAUGUCACCGCCCGCGCCAAGGAGGUCACACAGUGCUCAAUCACACCAUCCACCAGACCUAAGACCCGUUAACGGUGACACUUGGCACGAGCCAACGAAAUCUCCAGUUAAAAGGCCACAAAGCGCUGGCGCAAAUUGGAAAGGCAAUCCAAAAGUUGCGCCCUAUAAUCAAAAACCAAAGAAAAAUGAAGUUAACGAAAACCAAAGAACAAUUCAAAAAGAAUCAGAUACGGCAACGUCUCAACCAACUAAUGCUAGUCAAGAUGUAUCUCAAAUAACGUACAACCCUACAUUCCAAACCCACAGCCCUGCUCACUCAGCCAAAUCGCAGCAGCCUUACAUCGCGCAAAUUAUAAGCUAUCCAGCGUCUCAAGUCAGACAAGUGACCCCUCCAUCUCCACCGAAAUACAUAGCUCCGCCAGAAGAGUAUCAGGACCCUCAAAAUAAUGUAGACAAUAAGUACAACGCUAAUCAGAGGCAAGCACAAAAUCAGACACCACAACCAAAUCAACAGUCUCAUAUUUAUUAUAUUCAUGGAAAUGCAACAGCAAAUGUCUCAAAUCAGCAGGAUUUAGUCCAACAACGACAGCAGACAGCUCUACAUCUGCAGCAAUACGUAGCAAUGAAACAAGCACAACAACAGAUGUUUACAUAUCUUCAAAGAGGUCCACAUACCGUAUUUCCAAACGUAGACUAUGCGCAGGUACCCAGUCCGAGGAUAUAUGAAGGAGAAGAGUUUAACCCUCAAUAUGGCCAUCCAGCACUGAGACCGCAUAGCGCGCCGCCACCCGUCGGUGUGGUCAGACCUAUGCCCAUCACUCCUAGUUUUAGUCCAUUGCCAGACGGGUCACAUGUGGUUCAAAUGCCAAUGUGGCCGCAUGGCAUGGCCCCAGUCGUGUCCACGAUGGGUCCGUGGAUGCCCGGUCAUGGGCACGAGUUGCAAUACUACCCGCAGUCCCAAUUCAUGCAUAUGUACAGAGCGACUUCUGCCGGUUCCGCUGGUACUCUAACAAGGUACCAUAAGAAGGAAGCGAGCGAGGGUGAUGUGAAAAACGUGUGCCAAAGUAUAAAUUUAGUUCGGCAGAAGCAAGUCGGCCAAAUUGUGUCAAUACCUGGACAGGAACUGACUGUCUGCAAUAACAUGAGUGACAGUCCAAGCCCAGCGUCCGUGAGCUCUGAUAGCGGAGUUUCUCCAGGAAACAGCGUCCCCAGUUCUAAGGCGUCCGUCUUCAGUCAACCGCCAGUGCCUACGGACACAUUCAAUACAGACAACAAGACUAAGAAAAUGAAACCUGCACCAUACUCGCGAUCUCUGAAAAACUCUAAAAGUCUAGAUUCUUAGUGAAACUUUGUAAUUAUGUAGAUUUUCUAAGUGUACGUAGGUUCUAGUCGGAUUAUGUAAAUUAUAGGGAAAUUAGUUUCAUCAGCUUUUCAUUGUUCGAGCAUUUAUCUGUCGAUGUUAAAGUACUCGUAUGUCGAUGUUGUCGUAUGACUGUAAUAGUCCGGGAUUCGUAGAGCAUUUUUUGCAACUGAUUACUAUCAAGUUAAUUUUUCGUGAGUACCAAAAGUUGCUACUAACAUCUGGUUAUUAACAACUUUUAGUUAACUGCCCCCUCCUCCCAACUUGUAUCAAUAACGAUUAAAAGUUAUUAAAAGUUGUAACUAACCAGCUGUUUCUUUUACUGUUGCUUAAUAAUAGUUAUACAACUCAACAGUCACAUUGUCCUAAAUUGCGUGGUAUAGUAUCUGUACGAUCAGUUUCUUCUUCAGAUCAGUUUCUGAUGAUCAGAAAUUUUUAAUUUCCUGAUAACUCAGCUACCAGAAUCAAGAAUUUUCGUAAAUUAAAAGUUGAUCGUCUCAUCGAGAUGAAGCUACUCACGAUUACGUUCGGGUUCGCACGUUAAUUCUACGGAUCCCUGACUAUAAUUAUGAACUCAAUGUCAUCGUUUCUCGAACUUUUUCUGUGAUGUUCAUUUCGAUUGUAAUUAUUUCCAUUGUAAAACUAAUUUAGGAGAUUAUAAGGAGUUGUUUAGCACUGUGCCUUGCGGUCGUACGUUGUGAAGCCCAUUUUUGUUUGCUUUUAAGAAAUUAUUGUAAACGGUUAAUAUUUGACUGCGUUAAUUUAGUUAAGAAACGGGUACCUACCUAUUAUUGUAUUAUUUAUUUAUUAACAAAAAAAAAUUAAAAUAAACUUAUUCUAAAUGUAUGUUUAGGAAAAGACAUGUAAAUGGUACCUCCACGUGCCGAACGAUGCAUUUUAAACUAUCCUUUAAAUAUAAUGAUUAA
This is a messenger RNA of Bicyclus anynana (squinting bush brown), 3402 nucleotides long. It is a transcript of the gene tow, whose product is annotated as trithorax group protein osa. Lineage: Eukaryota; Metazoa; Arthropoda; Insecta; Lepidoptera; Nymphalidae. Bases 623 to 2458 code for a protein of 611 amino acids. The transcript has 5 exons. The record is from RefSeq and is a predicted model, not a curated record.